UCCAGUUAGGGGACACUCAUCAGCUCAGAGCAGCUCUCUCUCUCUCUCUUUCGAUCUCUCUCUCCCUCAAACACCCCCACAGUCUCUCUCACUCCCUCUGUCCGUCUGUCUGUCCCUCUCUAUAAGACCUGCAUCUCCUUUCUUUUCUCCUCUUGUCAAACAGCAAUCAUGUCCUCAAACGGCGCUGACGGGGACCUGCUGCGGAUCCCUCUGGGGCUCAUCAACAGCGAGGGGAAGUAUCUGACUGCAGAGACCUUCGGCUUCAAAAUCAACGCCUCGGCCAGCAGUCUGAAAAAGAAACAGACCUGGACCCUGGAGCAGACUGGGGAAGACGGCAGCGCCGUGUUCCUCCUGUCCCACCUGGGUCGCUACCUUGCCACGGACAAAGACGGCAACGUUACCGCAGAUAGCGAGACGCGCGGCCGGGACUGUCGCUUCGUCAUCACGGUGCACGAGGACGGGCGGUGGUCGCUGCAGUCCGAGCCCUACGGCCGGUUCCUCGGCGGCAGCGAGGACCGGAUCACCUGCUUUGCGCAGACUGCCUCACCGGCGGAGAGAUGGAGCAUGCACCUGGCUGUACACCCUCAGGUCAACCUUUACAGCUUCGCCCGCAAACGCUUCGCCCACCUGAGCGCGCGGGGGGAGGUAUCAAUAGACCGGGAUGUCCCCUGGGGGGUCGACUCGCUUGUGACACUGGUCUACCGCGAUCAGCGCUACCACCUCGAGACCUCUGACAACCGGUUUUUGCGCAAUGACGGCAGUCUGUCCACCAAAACGGACAAGGACACCGGCUACAUGCUGGAGUUCCACUCCGGGAAAGUGGCAUUCCGCGACUGUAACGGUCGCUACCUGGCGCCCGUGGGACCCACCGGCACAAUGAAAUCUGGGAAGGGCACCCGGGUAGGAAAGGAUGAACUGUUUGGCCUGGAGCGCAGCCACGCGCAGGUCGUGCUGACUGCAGGCAACGAGAGAAAUGUCUCCACGAGGCAAGGCAUGGACCUGUCAGCCAAUCAGGAUGAGGAAGGGGACCAGGAAGUCUUUCAGCUGGAGAUGAGCCGUGAGGACAGGAAGUGUGCCUUCAGGACUGCUGCUGGAAAAUACUGGACACUCACAGCUACCGGAGGACUGCAGUGCACUGCCUCCACCAAGUCUGCCAAUAGUUACUUUGAAUUGGAGUGGCGUGAUGGCCGUGUGUGUAUUCGUGCAGCCAACGGCAAGUAUGUGACUGCUAAGAAGAACGGGCAGCUGGCUGCCACUGUCGACAACACCGGGGAGGCUGAACAGUUCCUGAUGAAGCUGAUCAACCGUCCAAUCAUCGUCCUCCGUGGGGAACACGGUUUCAUUGGGGCUCGAAAAGCUGGAAUGGCGACCCUGGACUCUAACCGAGCAUCCUACGAUGUUUUUCAACUGGAGUUUCAUAAUGGUGCUUACUCUCUUAAAGACUCUCAGGGGAAGUACUGGUGUGUUGGAGAUGACACGGCCAUAGCGUGCGGCGGCUCGUCACCUGUCCAGUUCCUGCUUGAGUUCUGUGACCUCAACAAGAUGGCCAUUCGCGCUCUGGGGGGGAAGUAUCUCAAAGGAGAUCACGCUGGAGGGCUUAAGGCGAGUGCAGACUCCCUGGAGAGCGCCACCCUCUGGGAAUAUUGAGAAAGCACAGCUGGACUUCUCCACUAUGCUUCAAACUAGAGAUAGAUACUGUAGGUAGCUGUUCUUUCUUUCUUCCUUUUGCAUAUGCGUGCGUGCCCGUGUGAGUAGUGUGUGUGUGUGUGUGUGCAGAGUUGUGAAUUUGUUUGGAUGGAUAUGUGGUGGAAAACAACGUCGAUGAGUGGAAGUCGUGGCACCAAAGCGAUAAAGGUGUUUAAUUUUUUUUUUUUUUUUUUUUUAAUUUCUCAGUCAUUUUCUCAUCGUACUGGGCUUUGUUACUGGAGGUUAGGAUUUUCAGCGGCUUGCUGUUAAAUGAAUGCAUUAUAGUGUGAUUGCACAGUAUUUGUCCCACUUCCAGUUAAACUUUACACAAGCCGUACCUGACAACUAUCAGGACAGUUAUUGUUAUAAGUUGUGCCUAUCUGUGGUAACUACUGGUGUAACGAACGUGUUGAAUGCUAUAACCCAUAACUCGCAGUAUCUAAACUUCUCCUGUUAAUCGUCCUGCUGGCUCUAUACGCUGCUUUCAUCUCCUAUUCUCUUUCAAACUGUAAAGUUUAGCUCUCAUCAGAUGAAGGAAUGUUACUGAUUUACAUGCUUCUGCUGUAAAUAAUGCUUUCUUUGUCACUCAAUGAUUCAAAUCAUAGCGACCGGGGAAAAUACAGAGGGCAUAUGGCAGGCACAUCUAACAUGUUUUUGCCUGCACACUCUUAGUGGAUUCAGUCUCUGUGGAGAUGCAUCUUCGGGACAUAGUCAGAGGUCAGAGGAUUCUUAUUUAACUCUACAUUUCCUCAGAUGACUUUAAGCUUCUUAGUAUUCCAAGUAAAAUUAAUGAAAAUGAUUGAAAGGAGCUUUGAAACUCAGCCAUCGGGUGAAGGAGCCAUCAUAGCACAGGAAUCACACACAACAACACUCAAAAGCACACCAAUGUAAAUGCAUUCAUUCCAGCUGUUAAAACACAGCACCCUACAAUGAGCACAAUGUUACAGCGUCCUUUUGUUAAAAGCACACGUUUGUUGUGAUGAAAUGUCUGCCUUCGAUUGUGUACUGCUGCUGGUGUGUGAACACAAUGGGUAGAGUCAUCUGUCUGGCUGUGCCUUCCAUAGAGUAUUCUGUCUGUUCCCUCUCAUGCUCUUACAUUUAAAUCAAAUGAAAACUUCAAUAAAGUUUACCUUCU
Molecule: messenger RNA, 2821 nt
Organism: Archocentrus centrarchus (flier cichlid)
Lineage: Eukaryota; Metazoa; Chordata; Actinopteri; Cichliformes; Cichlidae
Product: fascin-like
Exons: 5
Coding region: 169-1647 (492 amino acids)
Biological process (GO): cell migration; actin filament bundle assembly; establishment or maintenance of cell polarity
Cellular component (GO): cell projection membrane; filopodium; ruffle
Molecular function (GO): protein-macromolecule adaptor activity; actin filament binding
Source: RefSeq, a predicted model, not a curated record